Molecule: messenger RNA, 1512 nt
Organism: Penicillium longicatenatum
Lineage: Eukaryota; Fungi; Ascomycota; Eurotiomycetes; Eurotiales; Aspergillaceae
Product: Cytochrome P450
Exons: 2
Coding region: 1-1512 (503 amino acids)
Molecular function (GO): heme binding; oxidoreductase activity, acting on paired donors, with incorporation or reduction of molecular oxygen; monooxygenase activity
Source: RefSeq, a predicted model, not a curated record
AUGGCAAGCCAAUCACUCGCCGCCGAGGCGUUUGUGCUGCUCAGGCAAUGGUGGCCUAUUCUAAUUUCCUCGAUUUUCCUCUUCUGGAUUGUUCGAAAUUACUCGUCCAACAGUCUAUGGCAUGUGCCCGGCCCUUUAAUGCGUUCAUUUUCAGUAAUUCCGCGGAUUGUUUCAGUUACUCGCGGAUUCAGUCAUGAGGACGACAUUGUGCUCCAUAGAAGAUAUGGCAAGAUUGUUCGGACUGCCCCGCAGCAGAUCUCGAUUUCAGAUCCGAGUGCGAUCAAUGUUAUCUACGGAAUCGGAACCAAAUUUGUCAAAUCUUCCUUCUAUUCGUUGUCGGAGGCAUACGAUGAGGAAGGAGUCAUUCCUGAUCCAUUCAUUCUUGUCGACAUGAAAAUGCACACGUAUAUGAAGCGUAAUGCAGCAAAUGCUUACGCUCUGCACGGCCUUGUCAACAUGGAGCCAUGGCUCGAACCAGUAAACGAUCGACUCGUCACAAUUCUUCAAGGAUAUGCAGACCGAGGCGAGUCGGUCGACAUGGCCAGGCUGCUGAAAAACUACACGAUGGACGCGGUUUUCGCCUUGACAUUCGGCAAGGAUUUUGAUUAUCUUGGUCAAGGUGAUACUCUGGGCAUACAUCGCAUCUUGGAGAUAUUUACCGAUUAUAUGGCGAUUUUUGGUCAAAUUGCGUGGAGCCAUUCUUUCUUAUUGAAAGUGCCGUGGGUUUUGAAUCUCGUUAUAGGUUCUGAAAAUGGAGCUGCUGAUGUGACACGACUGGCGAAAGAAGAAAUCGCACUUGCCCGCGAUAAACCUGCCAAAGAUGGCCCCAUGACUUUCCUUCAGCGCCUGCUCGCGAAUCAACGGAAAGAUCCUAGUAUAAUCAACGACCGUGAUGUGAUGACACACGCCGUGGGGAAUAUCACGGCUGGUAGUGAUACAACUGCCAUUGCCAUGCAGUCCGUUAUCCUGCUUCUCCUGAAAAACCAAGAUGUGUACGACAAGCUGUGCAAAGAAAUCCGGGACCAACUCACACUACCAAUUCAGUUCACUACGGCAAAUGCGCUGCCAUACCUUAAUGCAGUGAUUAAAGAGGCGAUCAGACUCCACCCGUCUGUUGGGAUGAUGCUGGCCCGGCGCGUUCCAGUUGGAGGCGUGGAUCUGUGUGGCUAUCACAUCCCUGCAGGUGUGGAAGUAGGAAUCAAUCCGUGGGUCCUGCAUCGAGACCCGGUUGUCUAUAUAAACCCGGAUAAGUUUUUUCCGGAGCGUUGGCUCGCAUCUGAAACUGCCGAGGCUCAGCUAAAGGUAAUGAACCGUUGCUUCUUUGCUUUUGGUCAUGGUGCCCAUACGUGUAGCGGUCGAUGGAUUAGCAUGAUGGAAACUGUAAAGCUCAUUCCUACUCUGUUGCUGAAUUUUGAUCUGCUGUUAGCAACAGACGGACCUGCAUAUUCAUUCAAGAAUCGUUGGUUCACGAUGCAAAGCGGGAUAAAUGUGCAAAUCAAGAGGAGGUUAUAA